Molecule: messenger RNA, 1768 nt
Organism: Papilio machaon (common yellow swallowtail)
Lineage: Eukaryota; Metazoa; Arthropoda; Insecta; Lepidoptera; Papilionidae
Exons: 4
Coding region: 535-1608 (357 amino acids)
Source: RefSeq, a predicted model, not a curated record
UUUGAGAAAAAUUAAGGUAAAUAUAGUUUUGGUUAGUGUAAAAUAUGAAUCCUGAUUCAUCUAAUAAACGCGUGAUCCUUAUACCAUGAAUUAAGCGAAUAUAAAAUCACUGUCUAAGAUAACAACCAUAUCAAUAAUAGUGAUUGUCUUUGAUGAUGAGUUACAAAUUCCUUUACAUGUGCACGCGCAUAUAAUUUGAUUCGUGUAGUUUGUAAACACUUCGAAAAACAACAACAUGCGAUUGUAAAUAAAAUAGUUUGAGUAUGAUGCACUUGUAUGUUGUAUGUAUGUGGGUUAUGUCAGUUUAAUCCCUGGGGUUGAUCCAGAGCCCGUGGCAUGCAGCUUGCAGUGCGGUGGUGACGGCCGGUGGCGUGCACACCCUGCACCGUGACGUCACCACAGGUAGAGGCACCGAGGGGGCCGGCGGCAGUCGAUUCGCGCCCGCCGAGCGGAGCGAUCGUGUCGCGCACCUGACCGGCCGUAUGCCGGAGAACCAGUCGGCGGGAUGGCCGCCCACGGCGUGAGCGCCGCGCUAUGUUGAAGCAUGCGACGCGGCCGCCGGCGGCUAACGAUGCCGACCACCGCUACCAAAACAUGCCACGGCGGCCGCACCACCACCUGCCGCUUAACGUCUCCACGCUGGACUCCUCCAAGCACUCGGUCGGCGGCACCUCGGCUAGCGUUAGCCCCGGCGCCCAGCCCCCGCCCGUGCCGGCGCCGGUGCCCGCGCCCUUGCCUGUCGCUUCGCCGCCCAAGCUGGCCAACGGCACCGCGCCGGGCUUGCAGCCGCGAUCGGUGGGCAUGAGGAGCCGUAGCUCGCGGGCGGCUACGGAGGAAGCUCUAACGUCGCUUGCGCUGCUCUGCCUCGUCAGCCUGCUGCUGGCGCUUUUGGCGCUACUAUUCCUACUCAAGAUAUCGGCGCCGGCAACGAGCGCGCCCGAGGAGUUCGCUGUGGUGUACGAAGUGACGUUGGCCCUGUGCGCGUUGACUCUGUCGCUGAACUUGUGCUGCCUGCUCGUGUGCGCGAUACAGUUCCUGUUUGCAGUGAAGCUGGUGCACUCACCGUCGGCGCCCAACGGCCGAUCAAACAAAUAUCUGCAAAAAUCAGCGAUAACGCGUGUUUGUGCUGUUGGAGGCUUCUUCAUAUCGAUACCGGUGUUUUUAACAGGGAUAAUACUCUACACUUUCAUCCAGUUCCAUUCAACGCCGGCUAUAGUGACGUCAGUGUUCAUUGGAGUUGGCAUCAUAUUCUGUGGCUGCGCAAUGGUUCAUAAUGUCUUCGUGUGGCAAAAAGAGAAGACGAAUCUUGUUAAAGCGUUCCGGGGCCAAGAUUUGAAUGCAACGAAUGCUACAUCACCAAAUAUUAGCACGUCUAAUGGUGCUUUACUUGGCAACGGACAUUUAAACACCACUGGAGGGAAUGUCAGCUUCCACAGUGUUGCCGGGGCUCCGUACACUCAUCCUAUAACGUUGCUCCAGCAAGGUGGACCGUAUAUUAUUAGGCCACCUACGAGUACGCCGCCGGGAGAGGGCGCGGCGACACCGGGUGUGCCCGCUGCCACCAUCGACCUCAGCCACGAUGCGCACGAGCUCAGCACGUUAGUGUGACAACAGCACGAGUCAUAGACAACCACGUCUAAUGUAGAAAUAACCUGACGUAGACAAUUAUGUCUAGGGGAGAAAUAUCCCAUGUCAUAGACGAAGACUGUUUUAAAGAACGCAGUGUUUUAAAGAUAAUCGCUUAUCUUUUAUUAAUGCAACGACUGAA